CAAAUGUGGAGCGGUUUCCAAAACAUUUCUUUCAUACCUAUGUACAACUAGUUAAGCGGUCGACUGACUCAUGCCAGCGCCGCGUUUAAACGCAGACACACAACAAAUGUAAACAAACGCGCUCCUAAGCGAGCGGCGCGCGCAGUAAGCAGUAGCGCAACGUGAGAGCGCUGACGCGAUUGGAGACUUGCUGCUGCUUGGCUGCCACAUAUGUAAGUGAGUGCUGUGGAGCGCGCCUCAAACAACUUAACUUAAGUUGACUUGAGCAGACUGCGCUUGUAUUGUUUGAUUGUGUUUGUGUGUUUAUUGGCGGAGUACAGCACUUAAAGAUCGUCAAAGUUUUGAGCUUAGUUUCGGUUUGUAGCUACUCGAUAAAGCACGACUUCGCGGACCAAACGAAAAGUUUGCGCACAUAUGCAAAUACAACAAAAAUAAUUUAAAUAAAAAAAAAUAGCAAUGCACUAAAGUAAUAAUUUUUUCUAAGGUAGUGAAGAAAAAAAAAAUAUUUAUGUGCAAAACGCUAAAAAUUGCGGCGUUUAAGAGGUGUCAAAAACCUUUCAAAUAAAAUAUCAAUGAGUGAAAAACUAGUUACAUUACAAACCUGAAGAGCAUUAAAUUAUAAAAUAAAUGUAAAAAAAGUGAACCUGUGAAACACAACAGUUAUUUUUUCAAUAAAAAUCAAGUUGGCCGAAACAACAUUGAAAAAAAUAUAUAAUAUAUAUAUAAAACGAAAAUGGGCAACAUCGCACCGUUUGUGUGUUGAAACCUUAGAAAAAUAAUAAAUAAACAUAUUGUGGCACCGAUUAAAACACAAACAUACAUUCUGAAGCACCCAUUGGCAAAAUGGAGUAUCUGCUGCUCAACGCUUUCGAACAAAACUACUACAACCACAUCAAGCAAUUUGAGCGCGUCGCCAAUGCAGCCGCGGCAGCAACAGCGGCCGCACAGAACACGCUAGCGGUGCGCAACCACUCCGCUCAUAUGGCUAGCAAUAACAACAACAAUGCGUGCACCUCAUCCACAACUUCCUCCAACGCCAACUCACCUUCGGCCUCCUCCUCCACGGCAUCAUCUCUAUCCUCUUCCCCAGCAUCAGCUGUGGGCAGCAACGUCGCGGCAGCGCUACCUGCUGCCAGCCCAACGGUGAGCACGCGCAGCAACAACAACCACUACCCAACACAGGCGAGCCUUGCGAAUGGCAAAGAUACCUCGACAGCAACAACUAAUGGACAUAAACUUACACAAAAGCAUGCGCAGUUGACGCCAUCGACGGCGCUGCAAUCACAACCGCCUUCAUCGCGCCAAAUGCCGCAGUUCACUGCUGCACAAGCCGCCGCCGCUAUGGCCGCACAGUACCACCUGCAACAUUUGCAGCAUGAACAGCAGCAACAUUUGGCACAACAACAACAACAAUUUGCACUUAACCGCGCAGGCGCACAGCAUGCGAAAGCGACAACAACAACGACGCUGGCAUCGCCAUCAUCAAGCGGAGCACCGACGCAUAUGCAUCUGCCGCAUGUAUCUGCGUUGCCACUAACGCUGCCACCACCAGCGUCACAUCUGCAGCAUUUGCAACAACAGCAUCAUCAUCAACACCAUCUCCAAGCGGAGCAGGCGCAUGCGCAUGCUCAAUUGUGGCACGCGCGCGAUCAGCAAAACAAUUCGAAUGUAGCAAAUAGUUUGUUUUGGCAACCAUGGCGUGAACUGCACCACCAUUUGUACCAACAACAACAGCAACAGCUGCAAAAAGAGGCGCGCAUUUCUUCAAAAGAACUGCCAACCGCGCGUUGGCGUCGUGAGCGUCGCUCGCGCGCUGGUGAAUACCCCACUAUGGGCAGUGGUGUGGCAACUGCUGCCAGCAGCGCCUCAACAUCCAGCAGUCUGUCGCCCGCGGGCACCCCGCCACCGCCGGGUGUCUGCGCUGGCGGCCUAACAUCGCCGGUGAGCGCGCAUCAUCAUGUUGCGGGCACGCUACAACAUAGCGGCGUACCGCCACCAAUGUCCAUUAUGAUGGCCGCAGCGAUGCGUCCACUUUGUGAGUCCACCAAUCGCCCAACGCCACCGCCCUCGAACUCCUCAGCAGCGGCAGCGGCCUAUCAUCAUCAAAGCGGCAUGGAGAGCCCUAUUGAUAUGUCGGUGUCAUCGUCGACGCUAAAGCAUCGCUCCUCACCGCCACCACCGUAUCGUGCGCCACUACCAGGCUCCACAUAUGCUACCACACUCGCGCGCCCCAGUGUUAUUACACAAGCGCCGUCGAAACGAGAACGCGAACGUGAACGCUGCGAACGCGAGAUGUUGGCAAAUCGCGAGAAUGACAAUCGCAGCAAUGAAUCCAUUUCGACUUGCGACACAGUUAUCGAUGAGCACUUCCGCCGCUCACUGGGUCCCAACUAUGCGGCACUUUUCGGCAAAAAGUCACCCGGUCACAAUUCAACAACACCAUCGCCGCAACCAAGCGCAGUCGCUAUGACAACAACAGCGGUCAUUAAUACGCCAACACCCACGCCACCACCAACGCAGCUGCCUUUGGCGUCAUCCUCAAUAUCGUCACUACCACAAUUGCAGCCGCAGGCAUUGGUUGUGGCACACGCGUCGACGACAGCCGCAUUGCCACCUUACCAUGCAACUACCGUCGCACCACAAGCGCUCAUUUCACCAAAGCCAGCAGCGGUCUUACUCUCCCCGGCCGCCAUUUAUGCAGCUGCAGCUGCUGCAGCACCGCCGCCACUAAAACCCGAUGCUUUAUCGCAUGUGAUGGCUGUCGAUUUGCCGCCACCACAACAGCAACCAUUGGCUUUGUCCACUACGCAACGCAGCAAUACGCCGCAACCAACAACACCUAAUGUAGAUGUGGUUGGUCCAGCUACGCGUUCACCUCCGUUAUCACCAACAAACGCCGUAUUACGAACAUCACCGCCACCACCAGCAUUCCACGCGGCCACACUGCGUAGCCAGGCCUCAAUGGAAGCACAUUCAACCAGUAGCUCACGCUCACCAGUGGCAACGCCGCAGCAAUCACCAAAUUCUAUAACGGCAAUGCCAACAAUGGUGUCUUCCUCGACGCCACCAACAACUACGCAGACAGCGACAACAACUACGCCGCCACCCAUAAUGCCGGCGAUUAUGCGCAUCAAAACCGAACCGGGCCUAGCGACAACCAACACACCACCAGCUUCACCAACAUCGACCUCGUCGCCCACCAGCAUUACAGAGGUGACUGCUUCCGUGGAUGAUCACUUUGCCAAAGCGCUGGGUGAUACUUGGAAGAAGUUGCAGGAGAACAAGGAGGUGCGCAAGUGAAACAUAAGGUGCCGCAAGAGGCGAAAAAGGUUUGAAUACGUAAAUGAAGAGUGAGCAGGUGUGGGCGUGACAAAUGUGAGGGAGCGCGCCAGUAAGUAAGAAAGAGCGGAAGAGAAUGAAAAUAAUGAAAUUUGGAAACAGUUCUAAUGUUGUCAAAAGCAACUAUUAAUUAUAUCAAAUAGGAUAUAAUAAACAAGGCAAAUAAACUUUAUAGGCAGUUUAUAAAAACACUGGAAUUAUAACUCUAUAAUACUUUACAGCGGAAAAUUUUCCAAACUGAAACAAAGCAUAUAAAAAAAAUUUGUUUUGCCUCUGGAAUUUGGGAAAUUAUAAGCAAAAAUCUUUAAUUUACAAUCAAAAUAGAAAAUAUACAAAAAUAAUACAUAUCUAUAAGUACAGCAAAAAAAAAUAAAUAUACUUUAGUGAUAAUUGCUUGUGAAAAUACUAAAACAUAGAGUACAUCAUGACAAAUUCUACGCUACACAUACUAAUAUUUUGUGUACAUAUAAGAAAUUUUGAAAAAUAUUUAAAUAAUAUUCAACAGUAGUUGAAUUCAAAAAUAGCUUCUCAAGUACGCUACAUUUUAUUUAGCACAUACUUUAAACCGUUCAAGCAAAUGCUUUUAUUUAUCAAUGCAAAUGAUUUCUUCAUUUUCUUAACUUUUACAGGAAAAUGGAAAUGAUUGUUGUAUAAAUUAUUUAUUUACUGUUUCUUUCAUUUUCACAUUAAAAUUAUUGAUUGUUAAAAAUAAAACAAAACCGGCUGAUCUGUACACUAAUAUACAUCUUAUUGCAUAUCAAUUACAAUUGCAAUCUAAAAUUUGUUGCGACACAUUUCAUUUAAAUUUAUUUUAGAAACAUUAAAGUCAAA
This is a messenger RNA of Bactrocera oleae (olive fruit fly), 4170 nucleotides long. RefSeq names its product Tondu-domain-containing Growth Inhibitor (gene Tgi). Lineage: Eukaryota; Metazoa; Arthropoda; Insecta; Diptera; Tephritidae. The record is from RefSeq and is a predicted model, not a curated record. Gene Ontology annotation, biological process: regulation of DNA-templated transcription.